Messenger RNA from Rubroshorea leprosula, 2671 nucleotides. Lineage: Eukaryota; Viridiplantae; Streptophyta; Magnoliopsida; Malvales; Dipterocarpaceae. The record is from the annotation of a GenBank genome assembly.
AUUUUCACUUUGUAUCUCCUCUUCAACAAAAUUUUUCAAAAUUUUUCUUUCUCAAGAUAGCUAUAAGACCCCAAUUACCUUGCACUCUAAAAUGAUGAAAGUGAAUAAAGCCUGAUCAAGAAACUAGAAAAGAUGUUUAAGCUGUUAAAGUGUACUAACGAGCAAAAAGUGGAGUUGGCAAUGUUCACGUUAGAAGGUGAAGCUGAUGAUUGGUGGAUAGUUGCUCAAGAUGGGUUCUCUAAGAGGGGGGAAAAGGUAACAUGGGACAAGUUUGUUCAGGCCUUUUAUCAGAAAUAUUUCUCUGAAGCUGUUUUAGAAAGAAAGGAACUAGAGUUCAUGAAUUUGAAGCAAGAUGAUAUGAUAGUUGAUGAGUAUCAAGCUAAAUUCAAAUCCCUUGUGAAGUUUACUCUUUACUUUGUCAAUGAUGAAGCUAGGAAGGCAAGGAAGUUUCAGAAAGGGUUGAAAGCUUCCAUUAGGAACAAGAAUAUGGAGACUCAUGAUCAAAAAGGCAAGGGAAAGGCUACUAACAGCCAACCUUUCAACAAGAAGCUUGAUCAAAGAGGAAAAAGGAAGAUGCUAGAAAACAACAAACAGAGUUAUGAUUCUUACAAGAGGUGCGAACAACAAGCUCAGAACACUCCUACAGUUAUAAAAGGUAAAAUACCUAUCUCUUUUGGGAAUGCCAAUGUGUUGAUUGACUUUGGAUCUACCCACUCAUUUGUGUCACCUAAGUAUGUGCCAUUUUUGCAUGUGGAGCCUGAGACCCUUGAUUGUGUGCUUGUGGUGAAUACUCCUUCUAAGGAGGUUUUAACAUCAAAAACCAUCUAUAGAUCUUGUAGAGUUAUGGUAAAGGGUAGAGUCUUUCCUGCCAAUCUGAUUUUGUUAGGAAUAGUGGAAUUUGAUGUCAUACUUGACAAACCAAUGUCUGUAGAAGGAAUUCGAGUAGUAGAAGACUUCCCUGAUGUUUUUCCCAAAGAGUUGCUUGGGUUACCUCCAGAUAGGGAGAUUGAAUUUACUAUAGACCUUGUACUUGCUUUUAUGGAUCUUAUGAAUAGAAUCUUUCAACUAUACUUGGAUAAGUUUGUCAUUGUCUUUAUUGAUGACAUUCUUAUCUUUUCUCCUGAUGAAGAGAGCAAUGAGGAGCAUCUUGCCAUUAUUAGUUUUCUGGGUCAUAUUGUUUCUAAAGAUGGCAUAUCAAUUGAUCCAAGUAAAGUGGAAGCAAUUGUGAAGUGGGAAAGGCUGACUAGUGUCACCGAAGUGCAGAGCUUUCUUGGGCUAGCAGGAUAUUACAGAAGGUUUGUGGAGGGAUAUUUAAAGAUUUCAGGUCCGUUAACACAACUUACUCAUAAGAAUCACAAGUUUGAAUGGACAAAUAAAUGUGAGCAAAGCUUUCAAGAGUUGAAGAACAGAUUGGUCACAGCACCAAUUCUUGCUAUUCCCGACAAUGGAGGAAACUUUGUGGUAUAUACCGAUGCUUCUCACAAAGGCUUGGGUUGUGUACUUAUGCAACAUGGACGGGUGAUAGCUUAUGGGUCCAGACAGCUCAAGACGCAUGAGAGGAAUUACCCUACACAUGAUUUAGAACUUGCUGCCAUAAUUUUUGCACUUAAGUUGUGGAGGCAUUAUUUGUAUGGAGAAGAGUUUGAAGUGCACACUGAUCAGCAGAUCUUGAAAUAUUUAUUUUCGCAAAAAAGAGCUCAACUUAAGACAAAGAAGAUGGGUGAGUGGAAGUGGGACGCCAUCUCAAUGGACUUUAUUAUGGGAUCGCCAAAGACGAGAAGGCAAUUUGAUGCAAUUUGGAUGAUUGUGGAUAGAUUGACAAAGUCAGCUCACUUUUUGGCCGUAAAACAAAAAGACCCAUUGGACAAGUUGGCCAAGUUUUAUGUUCAGGAGAUUGUUAGACUCCAUGGAGUUCCAGUGAGCAUUGUAUCGGACAAGGAUCCAAGGUUCAAUGCAAGAUUUUGGAGAUCUUUUCAAAAAGCCAUGGGAACUCAAUUGAAAUUAAGCAUAGCAUACCACCCACAAACUGAUGGGCAGUCUAAGAGGACUAUUCAAGUGCUCGAAGACAUGUUGAGAACUUGUGCAUUAGACUUGCCUGAAAGUUGGGAUGACCAUCUUCCAUUGGUAGAGUUUGCUUAUAAUAAUAGUUAUCAUUCUAGUAUUAAAAUGGCACCUUAUGAGGCUCUUUAUGGUAGGAGAUGUAGAGCUCCAAUUUGUUGGGCAGAAGUUGGUUAUGGAAGGGUGUCACCAACUAAGGGUGUGUACCGGUUUGGCUUGAAAGGAAAACUCAGUGGGAGAUAUAUUGGUUCAUUUGAGAUUCUUGACAGAGUUGGUGAAGUGGCUUGUAGAAUUGUGUUGCCUCCAAAAUUGUCAAAUGUGCAUCAUGUAUUUCAUGUGUUUGUUUUAAGGAAGUAUGAGCCAGAUCCUUCACAUGUCAUUAACUACGAACCAUUGGAGUUGAAGGAAGAUUUGAGUUACACCGAACGGCCAAUACAGAUUUUGGAUAGAAAAGAGAAAGUUUUGAGGAACAAGACUGUGCCUGUAAUAUCCCAAAAUUUUGGGGUAUUUUAGCAUUAAGUUAAGGACCUUUGUGUGAGAAAAUAGUGUUUUGAGGCUUAAUGAUCAAAAUGUCCAAACUUGAGGGACUUAAAAAGAAAGGAAAUUAGGAUAA